This is a messenger RNA of Orbicella faveolata, 1286 nucleotides long. RefSeq lists its product as uncharacterized. NCBI's taxonomy places the organism in Eukaryota, Metazoa, Cnidaria, Anthozoa, Scleractinia, Merulinidae. The record is from RefSeq and is a predicted model, not a curated record.
ACGGUUUGAAUGCCAGUUUUCAAGUCGCUCUCCGUCGUUGAGUUUCUUGUAUCAAAAUCUUGUAAUCGAGUAAACUUUUAACCGUUUAUUCAACUGAAAAGCACAAAAAAAAAAUGUUGCUGACGUCCAUGUUUCGGUUCAUCACCUUUUAUCUUAUGAUUUGGUCAUCCUUAGCUUUAGAUCAACGAGAAUAUAGUGGAGACCCUGCUAGAUUUCUGCAACUAGAAAAUUCUCAUCGAUUCACUGCCGAAGACUCACCCUGUGAUUGCCAGAAGAAAAGAACGCUCGAAAACCCAACUGUAACGCCACUGGAGACUUUUGAUGACAGCCACACAGAGGACAGUCAAACAAACAUGCACAUGCAACAAGAUAAAGUAUUUGAAAAUCGUGUUAUGUCUUCCACCUGCAUUUGCGGUUUAACUUCUGUAAAGUGUUGUAGAAAGAAGCGAGUGGUUCCAAAGGCAUAUCAUGGUCAGAGUUCACUUUGGUGAUCACUCUGUUAGCACUGUUUUCACUAUGGAAUGAGAAAAGGAAAAAAAUAAUAAUAAUAAUACCAAAAUCAGCCAGUGGAACAACAACUGAAGAAAGAAAACAGAGACAUGACUUUUAUUUGCUUUUGAAAUUUUUUUUUCGAGAUUGUACAGGUACUUUUAAAACAGUCAGUAAAGCGCUCCCCUUAAGGCUGAUUUUACACAACCUUACGCAGGCGCAGUAAGGUCGUUUUAAGUACGAAUAUUUAAAAUUAAUAAAAUAUAUCGUUUGAAAUACACGAUUUCAAGUUUGAGACUUUAAUGUUGGAAAUUGAUGAUUUUACAAGCCUUCAAAGUUGGGUCAUUUUGCUUCCAAAAACAAAACAAAAAAAAACCGGAGAGGGAUCACGUUUUGAGUAUUUGUAAACACAUAUGUGUUUGGAAACGUUCUUAACAUAGUGGGCGUGAAUAGACCAUCUCCAAGUUGCCUUUUGCCUCUGUGCCAAAACGAGUCUUAAAAAUGUGCUCCACCUACAGGUUCAUUUUCAUGUAGAUAAAACUCAUUUGUUCACGAGGCCUCGUUUUGAAACAGAGGCACAACGUAACUCGGAAAUGGCCCAUUGACGAACAAAAGAUAAAAAUAAUCGAGAUCUGGACCAUAUGUGUUUUUACUAAGUAACAUUAGCUACUUGUAAAUACUUGAGCAAUAUAGAGUUAACAGAACGAGGAGCACAACAAAUAAAAUGUACUAUCUUUGAGUAUAUCAGUUUGCUUAAACGAUUUUAAUAAUAAUAAUAAUUUUAAUAAUAACAACAA